This is a messenger RNA of Diospyros lotus (date-plum), 2156 nucleotides long. Its product is annotated as guanine nucleotide-binding protein alpha-1 subunit. The coding region runs from base 645 to 1808 and encodes 387 amino acids. Gene Ontology annotation, cellular component: heterotrimeric G-protein complex. Lineage: Eukaryota; Viridiplantae; Streptophyta; Magnoliopsida; Ericales; Ebenaceae. Gene Ontology annotation, molecular function: guanyl nucleotide binding; GTPase activity; G-protein beta/gamma-subunit complex binding. The transcript is spliced from 14 exons. Gene Ontology annotation, biological process: adenylate cyclase-modulating G protein-coupled receptor signaling pathway. The record is from RefSeq and is a predicted model, not a curated record.
CAUGGAAAUGUUGGGGGGAAAUUGAAGAAAGUUGCAGCGACAGGGAAGGAGUAAGAGGAAUUGAUCUGUCAGAGCGCAGAAGAAGUCGUGCUUUGGCCGCCGGAUUUUACCAAAACGUUCACAUUGCGGGAGGGAAGGGGAAAGCUUCCCUUUUAAACCCGCCGGUUUUUGCUGUUUCUGCGCUCAACUUCAUACAAACAUUCAUUUUCCAAACUACCCACAACCCCCCCCCCCCCCCUCUUCUUUCUCUCUUCAGAGGGAGAGUAUAAUACUGUCUGGGGUUUGUUUUAGAAAGGGGCUUCGCCAGAUCACGCGCCAUUAUAGGGCGGGCAGACGUGUGGAGAAGCUUUCAGCAGAAAACAGUCAAGUUUAAGCAGAUUGUUACUGUGCUUGGGAUUGUGUUUCUUUCCCGGAUUUGAUAACUUUUGAGCAGGUGAACGGCCACUACUUCUCCGAUCCUACUCGAAUCACUCUCACUCUUCUUCUUUUUUUGCCCUUUCCCCCCCUUCCAGAUCCGAUUCUGUAUGCUCUCUCAGCUUUGUAAUCAGGUGAACUUGCAAAUAUAAUGUUGGGAUAGUACAUGAGGAACCUGUUGUUUAGAUUCUCCUCAAUGACACAUGCUGCUGGACUAGUGUAGUUUCUGUAUGCUAAAUAUGGGCUUACUCUGCAGUAGACACCAACGCUAUAAAGAAGCAGAUGCUGAAGAGAAUGCUCAGGCUGCAGAAAUUGAAAGACGGAUUGUACAAGAAACACAAGCGGAGAGGCAUAUUCAAAAACUUUUACUACUCGGUGCUGGAGAGUCGGGGAAGUCUACCAUCUUUAAGCAGAUAAAACUUUUGUUUCAAACUGGCUUUGACGACGCGGAGCUAAAGAGUUACAUCUCAGUCAUCCAUGCCAAUGUGUAUCAGACAAUAAAAGUAUUAUAUGAUGGGUCAAAGGAAUUUACUCAAAAUGAAACUGAUUCCUCGAAGUAUGUCGUAUCUGUUGAAUAUAAGGAAAUUGGAGAGAAGCUAUCAGAAAUUGGAGGUAGGUUGGAUUAUCCACACUUAACAAAGGAGCUUGCACAGGAAAUAGAAGCCUUAUGGAAAGAUCCUGCCAUUCAGGAAACUUACACUCGUGGCAAUGAACUCCAAGUUCCAGAUUGUGCCCAUUAUUUCAUGGAAAAUUUGCAAAGAUUCUCUGAUGUAAAUUAUGUUCCAACAAAGGAGGAUGUUCUCUAUGCUAGAGUUCGUACAACUGGGGUUGUAGAAAUCCAGUUUAGCCCAGUUGGAGAGAACAAAAAAAGUGGUGAAGUCUAUCGACUCUUUGAUGUUGGAGGUCAGAGAAAUGAGAGAAGGAAGUGGAUACAUUUAUUUGAAGGUGUUACAGCUGUAAUAUUCUGCGCUGCUAUUAGUGAGUAUGAUCAGACACUUUUUGAGGAUGGAAGCAAGAACCGAAUGAUGGAGGCCAAAGAACUCUUUGAUUGGGUCCUUAAGCAACCAUGUUUUGAGAAAACAUCAUUCAUGCUGUUUCUAAACAAAUAUGAUAUAUUUGAGAAGAAGGUUCUAAAAGUGCCAUUGAAUGUAUGUGAGUGGUUCAAAGAUUACCAGCCAGUUUCAACAGGGAAACAAGAGAUUGAGCAUGCAUACGAGUUUGUGAAGAAGAAGUUUGAGGAAUUGUACUUCCAGAGUACUGCCCCUGAUCGAGUAGACCGGGUUUUCAAGAUCUACAGGACCACUGCCCUCGAUCAGAAACUUGUGAAGAAGACUUUUAAGUUGGUGGACGAGACUCUGAGAAGGAGAAACCUCUUCGAGGCGGGCUUAUUGUGAAGGAGUGGCGGUUUUCCAGAGAAAAAAAAUGUCAAUAUCAUUGAAGAGCUGCUUAGGUUUGCUUCUUCUUCUUUCUUUUUUUUUCUUUGACAAAAAGGGCUGGUUGAAACAUUGCCUUGCAUAUCACAGGUUUUAAAGAAGAUGCAAUUGACAACUAUCGUAUUGCUUUGCAUUUCACAGGUUUUAAAGUUGUUUCUAUUGGUUUACAUUAGAUGGAACUGAAAUCUUCCAUCACCUCCGAUUUUCUUCUAAAAUGGUGGUGGGUGGUUUAUUUGGGAGAAAAGUGUAUUCUUUUUAAAUGCACAUGCAUGUUUGUAAUUAAUUAUUCAAUCCUCUUUGUUACACUCC